Molecule: messenger RNA, 3917 nt
Organism: Acanthopagrus latus (yellowfin seabream)
Lineage: Eukaryota; Metazoa; Chordata; Actinopteri; Spariformes; Sparidae
Gene: mfsd1
Product: major facilitator superfamily domain containing 1
Exons: 16
Coding region: 39-1451 (470 amino acids)
Biological process (GO): transmembrane transport
Cellular component (GO): lysosome
Molecular function (GO): transmembrane transporter activity
Source: RefSeq, a predicted model, not a curated record
GUCAACUUUUUUGUCCCUCACAUCCCAAACAAACGAACAUGGCGGACUACGAAGAGCGGCGUAGCCUGCUGGGAGAGGAGGACGAGGGUCUGUCCGGCGGCAGACCCGCGGCCAGCGGACCCGGCAGACCGCUGCCGCCUAUCUGCGACCCGAGCCACUUCCUGCACCGAGUGGUCGUCCUGGUGUUUAUGUGCUUCCUGGGAUUCGGAAGCUACUUCUGUUAUGACAACCCGGCUGCACUUCAGACAGAAUUCAUCCAGGACCUGGACCUGAACACUGCGAAGUUCAUGCAGCUGUACGCCUGGUACUCCUGGCCCAAUGUGGUUCUCUGCUUCUUUGGGGGAUUCCUUAUAGACCGGGUGUUUGGCAUCAGGCUGGGAACUAUUAUCUUUUCCCUCUUUGUCUGUGUCGGGCAGGUAAUAUUUGCCACCGGAGCUUUGAUGAAUCAUUUCUGGCUGUGUGAAGUUGGACGGUUUGUGUUUGGUAUCGGAGGAGAGUCCUUGGCUGUGGCUCAGAACACGUAUGCAGUCAACUGGUUCAAAGGAAAGGAGCUAAAUCUGGUGUUUGGCCUUCAGCUGAGCAUGGCUCGACUGGGCAGCACAGUGAACAUGAACAUCAUGGGCUGGGUGUACGGCAAAGUGGCAGACAGCGUCGGCUCUCCUGGACACACUACACUCGGUGCAUCGCUCAUGAUAGCUGCUGUAACCUGCCUGUUUUCACUGGUCUGUGCCUUGGUGUUGGGGUUCCUUGACAAAAGAGCUGAGAAAAUCCUCCACAAAGAAGAAGGAAAAACAGGUGAAGUGAUCAAGCUGACAGACGUUAAAGACUUCCCCUUCACUCUGUGGCUCAUCUUCUUCAUUUGUGUGGGAUACUACGUCGCCGUUUUCCCCUUUAUUGGACUGGGACAGGUGUUCUUCAUCGAAAAGUACAACUUCUCCCCAGCUGAAGCCAGAGCUGUCAACAGCAUCGUCUACAUCAUCUCAGCCCCUGCAUCUCCAGUUCUGGGCUUUAUGGUUGAUAAGACAGGGAGGAAUGUGGUUUGGGUGAUAAUAGCCGUGGUCACCACCCUCAUCGCUCACAUGAUGCUGGCCUUCACCUUCUGGAACCCAUGGAUCGCCAUGUCCCUGCUGGGUGUCUCCUACUCCUUACUGGCCUGUGCACUGUGGCCCAUGGUGGCCUUUGUGGUACCGGAGCAUCAGCUGGGGACGGCCUACGGCUUCAUGCAGUCAAUCCAGAACCUGGGACUUGCUCUCAUCGCCAUGGCAGCAGGAGCCAUCCUGGACGUCAGAGGAUACCUGUUUUUGGAAGUGUUUUUCUCCACCUGCAUCUGCUUUGCACUGAUGGCGGUAGUGACGCUGUACUUUGUGGAUUAUCUCAAAGGAGGAGAUUUGAACCGGUCUGCCUCAGCCAGAGCCAAACUCCAGAAAGAAGCCACUUCAGACGCAGAAUGAUGAUGAUAAUGAUGAAGAAGGAACACACAUGGUCCUGGGCUUCGGAGCCAGCAGGCUGCACUGUCCACCUCAGAGCUGUCAAUCAACUGCCAUGGGGCGGGACUGCGCUACUGACUCCGCCCAGUGCUGUCAUCUGUGGCUCUUCCCACCAGAACUGACUGUCUGGACCCACUAUUGACAUGACCAACCCUAUGCUGAUAGCUUACUAUGUCCCUUUCUGGACACAUGACAUGUCUCAGACUUGACACACUGACUUCAUCUCCUCCAAUAUCCACUCUCUACUGGCUCCUGUGUGUGCGUGUGUGUGUGCGCGCGUGUGUGUGUCAGACUUGGGCAUCAACUUUUGUGAGUUACUGCGGAUCGUUUGGAUGCUUGGAGGGUGUUUUAAUCAUUUUAAAUGUUGAGCAGAAGAUGAGACUCUUAUCCUGUCAACAGGUGCCUAUAGCUUUGAUAAAUAGCGCUUGAUUUUAUGACAUGCUGUUGGAACUCAAGAUAUAGGAGUCCGAUAUUAAUUUACUUGUUUUAUAUGUAUAUAGGAGUAACUUUGUGGACGUUUUUAUGUUUCUUUUUACAAAUUGUUUUCAGCAGGACUCUUUUACUCGCCUUAUCGCGGACCACUCAGCAGUUCAUUUAAGCACAUAUCGUCUGUCAGCAUUCACAAUAAUUGCCGACCAAAAUCUUCCUUAGGUAGAGCGAGUUCAUGCUCCAUUUUAAUUUUAUGCGUCAUUGACCUUUUAUGGUGGAUAAUCUCAAAAAGAGCAUAGCUCUUUAUUGUUAAAUCAUUAUCGGUCAAUUCUUUUAUUUCUUAAUUAUUUUUAUCCGCUCCUCACCGGGUUUGGAAGUUCAUAAAAAUUAACUUUCUGUUGGAUAAUCAAACGGUACAUUACUAUAAAGAUAUGAAAGAUGAGAAAAAGAGAGUGGCACACUUCUUUACACGUGUAAAGAUAUUCACAAUUUCAACUUUUCAACUCAGUUUUAUUAAUGUGACCUUUUAAAGAAUCGGUGUCAUGUUUAAAAUGUGUUUUCUAGACUGUUUUGCUCAUUUAUCAAACUCAGGUAAUUAGCUCGUGAUGAGCACUGCCCCAAAUGGUCGCUUGCUUCAUGUGAACGGUGAGGCGAAGUAUUCAUGCACUUAAUUUAACCCGCACCAUUCCGCUCAUGUGGAAGGAGAUUUGUCUCCCUGUGCUGUUAUUGGGGUGGCAGACUGUGGAUGAUAAACAUUCACUACCUCAGUUGGGCAAAUCACUCAUCCAAACAUUAAGAGUAACUUGACACUCGCUGGAAAUUUUUUUUUGUCCUCCUGCGGGUUAAACUCUUACCUGGCUGUACACCGUGACAUCACCAGUGUUGUAAUUAGUACCUCAAAAUUUGUUGUGCCUGAGUAAAAGUCUGAUAUUGAAUGAACUUAAGUAUCAACAGUACUGCUUAAAGUAAAUUCUACAUAUAUUUACAUUAAUAGAUAUAUAAAAUAUGAUUAUCAGAUUCUGUAUUCAGCAUUUCUCUAAUUAUUGGAAUUGGUGAAUCAUUUGGCUCUGAUGCAGCAUGUUAUCUGAAAGGUAACUUGUAAUCUAAACUUUGAAAUAUCUUAAGUACAAUAAGAUUGCCUCCAAAAUGUAAUGGAGUGAAAGUCUAAAGUAUUAUAAGUACAAAAAUACUCAGUAAAAGUACCUCAAAACUGUACUUACAGGUGCAAUAUGUUUUUAAUUCAUACUCCAAAGAAAUGGGGUCAGCACAUUAUGAGAACAACUGCUGACUGCUGCUAACUGUGGCUGCAGUUAGCUCUGCAGCUAGCAUUAUGGUAUUGGUACUGGUAUUCUAACAUACUGCCCCUGUAACUACUCGAGUAAAUGUACUUUGUGUUGUUCGAUCACUGAACAUCACUGUUUUGUAAUUUUCCAGCCUGGUGUUAAGCUACUCUUAAAAAAAAAUAAAUAAAUAAAAUUAAAAAAAGCCCAACACACGUAAGAAAACAGUCAAUAGUGUUGUAGUCGCACAUAAAAAGGACCACUGUGUCACACUGACAGACAUGCCGCGCUCCUCACACGUCACCCAUUCACACUGCGGUGUUGUGGCGGCAGUGCGGUCUCUGCUUAAAGGGCAGCUCCACUAAUUUUACACAUUAAAGUGUGUUUACAGGUCAUGGGGAGUGCUACUGCUUUUGUGAUGCAGGAAAGCAUGCAUGUAAUCUGACAAAACGUGCCACUCAGUUACAUUGUGGGUAAUGUGGGCAGCAGGUUUUGAAAAAAUAAGAAUGCGUGGAAUACAGAAGUGUGAAAUGUUGCUGAGCUUUUGAACAAAAAAAGAGAUGACUGAGAAAUUACUGAAGAUCCAAUGUGCAAUCAGAGAAAGUGGGAGUAGGAGGAAAGGCAUUUUUGAAUAAUCUCUUCUUGUUGAACCAAAUCACGUUUGAUACCAGUUUGUUAACGGGACUAUUACAUUUAAUUAAACACACAUUUUUGAAAGCAA